UGUUUCUGAUUAGAUGUACAUACAAGGGUUGGACAGAUGGAUGGCUGAGCUUGUUUCUUCCCAAUUAUUAUCCCUCUGUUUCCCUACAUGCUAAAAUCUGCACCCAAAAUUAAGUUGGAUUGAUGUUUCAGAAGGAUGCUCUUAGCUCUCGAGGAUGGUUGGACUGCAGCUUUCGACCCUGGGCGUUCGGACUGCGAUUGAGGAACGGUGCGGUCCAUCGAGAUAUGAUAGUUACCUGAUUCCCCAACUCCGACACGCCGACUUGUUAUCGAGGAGACCCCGCUUUGGAGGCUGGCGUAGCGGAGGACAGAGGUCCUUCCGUUUCAGUCUGAAGCCCCGCCCACUUCUCGUCUUUCGCUACUUGCCCUUUGCUCUUCCUCCCAUUCCUUUGCCGAUGCCAGCGCGUGACUCGGUUGCCCAGCAACCUCCGGGCACUUUGUCAACGGCAACCAUGUCGGACGAAGAGGAGGCGGUGGCGGAGGCAGAAGAGAUCAUUCGCAGCCAGAGGAUCUUCCUCAACCAUUUGGACAGCUAUGGCGGCAGAAACAUUGGGAAGUAUCUGGCCAAUUGUAUUGUUGGAGCCUCCUUGGAAGAAAUACCAGAGGAAGAGGAAGAAGAUGAGGAAGGAAAAUCAGUUGUUGAAACUGGGCCUCCUAAACCAAAAGAAGGAAUAUAUCAAAUAGUGGGAACUCUUUCACAGGCAGAGAAUACAAAACCAGAUUUUGCCACGGAAGUAUAUACAACAACUUCUCGAGAUGAGUUGCUAGCUCGCAUGUUAGAAUGUGAUAUCAUUAUUUAUAACAUUUCUGAAGACCCAAAAGAAAUUGAGGAGGCAACCUGGGCAGCAACAGCAUUACACGCAGAAUCAAAACACUUUGAAAAGCAGAAAUUAUUUAUUCUUCUAUCAACAAUAAUGACAUGGGCACGAAGCAAGCCUCUUGAUCCGGAAGAUCCAGAAAUACCUUUUACUGAAGAAGACUAUCGUAGAAGAAAACCCCAUCUUAAUUUUAUGGAACACAUCAAUGCUGAAAAAACCAUUAUCAAACUUGGGAAAACAAACAAAAACAAAUUUGGCACAUAUGUUGUUGCUUCAGGUGUUCAGUAUGGAGCUGAAGAAAGACUUCUCCACUACUUUUUUAAGUUAUCUUGGCUUGGGGAGACUCCUAUAAUACCAUGUUUUGGAGAUGGACGAAAUGUGGUUCCAACCAUUCAUAUUACUGACUUAGCAGCAGUGUUGCAGAAUAUAGCAGAUCAUAGACCACGGACCAAUUACUUAAUUGCAGUGGAUGAAUCAACACAAACCCUGGGUGAAAUUGUGAAGUGCAUCAGCAAAAAUGUGGGCCCAGGAAAAAUGCAGAAGAUUCCAAGAGAAAAUGCUUUCCUGAGUAAAGAUUUAACGUUUAUGUUGCCCAGAAUCGUCAUGGAGCAAACAUACUUGGAUGAAUUGUUUGUGAAUCUACGAAUGGAAGCUGUAUUCUUGAAAGAGAACUUCAACAUAAGAUGGGUUGCUCAAGGAGGGAUAGUAGAUAAUAUCGAACAAGUUGUCAAUGAGUAUAAACUAACUCGCGGAUUAUUGCCAGUUAAAAUUUGCAUACUUGGUCCUCCUGGAGUAGGGAAAACUUCAAUUGCAGAAGAGCUAUGCAAAUAUUACAAAGUGCAUCACAUUAAAAUAAAGGAAGUGAUCACUAAAGCCAUAGAAAAUCUGGAGAAAAUAGUUGCUCCUCGAGAGGGAACAGAGUCUGUGGAUGAAGGGGAGGAAGAUGAGGAAGAGGAGGAAGAAGAACAAGGAGAUAAUGUAGAAGAAGCACAGGAAAUGUUAGAUGCAGUUAAAGAAAACAUGGAGCAAAAUUCGGGUCGUCUAGAUGAUCACUAUGUGAUUCGGUUCAUGAAGGAAAUGCUAAUGUCUAUGCCUUGUAAAAACCAAGGAUAUAUUUUGGAUGGGUUUCCAAAAGUCUAUGACCUGGCAAAAGAUCUAUUUAACAUUGAAGAGGAGGAGGAGGAAGAUGAUAUGAGAGGCAAAAUGCAUCGCUAUGACAAAUUAAUAACUCCUGACUAUGUUGUUUCUUUGAAUGCUUCUGAUGAAUUCUUGAAAAACCGAAUCAUGAAUCUUCCUGAAAGCAUUGUUGCUGGAACACAUUACGCCCAGGAUCGAUACUUAAGAUCCCUCAGUCUUUUUAGGGAUUUAAACACUGAGGAUGAAACAGUUCUCAACUAUUUUGAUGAAAUAGAAAUACAUCCACAAUAUAUUGAUGUUUCAAAAUUUGAGGGCCUGGAAAACAGAGUUAUAACAAAAGAAAUAAUCAAAAACAUUGGUGAACCUAGAAAUUAUGGUAUGACGGAAGAAGAAAAGGAAGAAUUUGAACGGAAACUAGCAGAAGAACGGCUUGCUAGAGAAGCGAAAGAAAAGGCUGACUUGGAGAAACAGGAGUUGGAAGAAAGGGCCCAAAAAAUAGCAAAUUGGGAAGAAUGGAAUAAGCGUUUAGAAGAAGUUAAGAGGCAAGAACAAGAACUUUUGGAAGCCCAGUCAAUUCCACUGAGAAACUACUUAAUGAAGCAUGUGAUGCCAACACUUAUGCAGGGCUUAAAUCAAUGUUGCAUGGUUAGGCCGGAUGACCCGGUUGACUUUCUGGUUUUAUUAUAUACCUCAAUUUGUAACUGCCUUCUACCAUGGACAGUGCAAUUCUAUCUAUUUAACAUUACAUCCCAUUAUGCAAAGGAUUGCUUACUGCCAGGCAGAAUAUCUCUUCAAGAAUAAUCCAGAAUUUGACUAGGAAGUCUAAACAGUUGCCCUUAUGCCUUGUUACAUUUAAUGUUAAUGAUUGUUGUGUAAUAUUCUUGUAAAAUAUACAUUCACUUUUGAUUUUUUUUUCAAAAUUAAGAAAUCUAAAUUGUAAGGGUACAUACAUUUAUCUACAAUGAAUGACAACUUACAAACUACCUGGUGAAGUGCAGGAAGUUCCUUUAAAAUAUUUAAAGAAACACCUUCAAAAUUAUUGUUCCUGUAAAAGUAAAUAUCUAGGUUAUCUACUUUAUGACAACAUGUACUUAAAUUGUGCAGUGAAGGAAAAGACUAUUGGUCCUUGUUCAGUUAACACCAAAAGUCCUUUUACAAUGCUGCUAUAUGGAAGAUUAUUCAGUUAUUUCUCUGCAAUUAAUUCAGCAUAUAUUGACAGAAUAGAAUUAUAGUUUUAAGCCAUUUUUUCCAUGAUAUAGUAUCAUCUAGAUAUCCUUGAGGUAACAUAAAGCAAUAAUGAGAUCAUGCUUUGUAUCACCUCUGAUAGCUGGGUGAUACUAUAAUAUGAGGAUUGAAUGAAAAGCAAUGGUACAAGUGGCCAACAAUUGACAGUACUGGCAUGCUAGAAGCUUUCACAUCUCCUUUAAUAUCUAUUCUUUAUUUUCAUUUGUUGAGAAGUUGCUAUGAACAAAACUUAUAUUGUUAUUGCUUAUGAAAAGGAAGCUACUAAGCCACUAAGUGUACUUCAAUGAUUAAUUGAAUUUUUGACUGCUAAUGGAAUAUCUCCGUUUCUCUCCCCCCCCCCGCCGCCCCCCAUUAUAUUCACCACCAAAUUCAAGGUGUUUGGGUGAUAACUGUGUUGAUGUGAAUACUGAGUAGCUAGACCAAAAAAUGUAAAACAAUGAACUGGGAAGAAUUGAUUUAUAAUAUCAAAAAUGAGGUGGACAACCUAUUUUACAGCAAAUGAUGAGGUUGUUGAACUGAUUAAGGACAAUUGAUGAAACCAAAGAAAAUUGCUGUCAGGCUUGGCUUUUCAUAGGAAUAUGUGGAUCAUAUUAAUAAUAUUCUCCAAUAUUGUCAGCCCUCUAUUGUCAAAAUCCAAGUUUUGCUUAGAGGCAGUCUUUGCUUACUGCAACCAUUUGAAACUACAAUGUUGCUAUAAAAGGACACUUACAAUUAAUGCUCAAAGUUCCCAUGGUCACAUGAUCACAAUCUGGACUCUUGGCAACCAGCUCACAUAAUAGUUACAGCAUCCUACAGUCAUGUGAUCACCAUUCUCUACCUUCUGUGCCAGCUUCCCACAAGCAAAGACAAUGGGGAAACUGACAGCGGUCACAAGUCACGCUGUUGAGCUGCUUGCAUCCUUCCCCUGCCUAGCAGCACAUACUCAGCAGCACUACAUUGUGUUGUGACUUACCUAUCUGCUGGCUAUAUACAAACAGCCAAGGACUCAAUUUAUGAUGGCAAUGGGGCAUGCCAGGAUUGUUGUCACUAAGUGAUGUGGUCACAUGACAUCAUGCUUUAAACCGCACCACUUGGUGAUGAAAUUUCAGUCCUAAUUAUUGUCGUUAACUGCCUGUACAUAUUUGUUGGGAUGCAGAUAAUAUUUAUUCACAUGAUCUAAAUCUGGCAAAACUACCAUCCAAAGUGCUACUUUUUUAACAAUACUUUGAAACAACAAUCUGAAGGAAGGAAAUGUUGCUGCAUCUUGACAACCCCAGGCCUCAAUCCUAAUGACAUAUCCAAGAGGCAACUGUAAAAUUAGAUUUCACUGUCUUAUCCUAUCUGUCAUACUAGGAUUCAUGUGAUUUUCACCUGUUCCUCUAGCAAAGGGAUAUUUUAGUAGGCAACUGUUUGAUUCAAAUGAACAGAUAAAAACAACUCUCAACCUGGUUGAAGGGAUAAAGCAUGCAUUUCUUUCAUGAUGGUCUUAAGAAUAGAGAUAAUUACUGUAUGUGGAGAAAUAAACAGAUGGCAAAAGGA
Crotalus tigris (Tiger rattlesnake) is the source of this 4717-nucleotide messenger RNA. It is a transcript of the gene AK7, whose product is annotated as adenylate kinase 7. Gene Ontology annotation, biological process: nucleobase-containing compound metabolic process. Gene Ontology annotation, molecular function: ATP hydrolysis activity; AMP kinase activity; ATP binding. Lineage: Eukaryota; Metazoa; Chordata; Lepidosauria; Squamata; Viperidae. The record is from RefSeq and is a predicted model, not a curated record. The transcript has 20 exons. Bases 155 to 2755 code for a protein of 866 amino acids. Gene Ontology annotation, cellular component: cytoplasm.